AUGACGCUGCCGGCCGCGAGCUGCUGGACCUUGGCACGUCGUACUCGACAGGAAUACACGUAUCGCAGACACAAAAGCAGUGGCUUCAAGCACCAGAAACGGGCAGGGUCGCUUAGCAGGGGUGCCGUCGCCAGCCUAAUCAAGGUGCACCAGCAUCAACAGCAGCGCUCAUCCAUCGACUCCAACCUGUUGUCGCCUUUCCUGUCCCGCGUCAACAGCGACUCUCUCUCACCUGCGAACCCUUCGGAGACGCCUGCCGGAUCCACCUCGACCCUGAGCAUCUACCAGUCCAGCGAUUUCUCUGACUUUGACGACGACCCUUUCUUCGGUGCCAACUUUACCAAUCCCGACGUCGGCACGCCAUCAUUCCUCGACGACCAGAGCGUAUGGGACCUCUCAGUCAACAAUACCCCACCAGUUGAGCCUCAGCAAGAGCACAAUGCCGACGACUCUUAUCCUCUAACCCCGGACCAAACUGCCUCUGUCCACACACUGUCGCCGCGAAGUGAAGAGAGAACGACUCUCACGCGACCCGAUCAGCAUCAGCUACCAAGCUCCAUCUCACCACAGGAACUCCAAAAGGCCUUCAAGCCCAACCCCCUCGUCAUCCCGGCGCCUCAGUUGACCCCAAGCCAGACCGACAGUGGACGAUCUAGCGAGGACGGCUUGGCCCCCGCUCCCGUCGAUAUGCGGUGUCAGAGCCCUCGUGUCACCAUCUCCGUCUGGGAUAAGGACAACAACGGACCUGUCCAUACUGUCGAGCGUUCUUUUGAAGACAGCCCCUCGACGGUACGUGGCGGUCUCGAGUCCGCAGGAGACUUGAUCACAUCUUCCGUAAGCCAUGGACAGAGCCAAGCUGCUGUCGCCACUAGAGAUUCUAUGGGCCAAUGGCGGCGUGACCCUGCCACCGGUCAUGCUGGCUUGGACCCAAAAAGGCGGCCUGGAGAGGAGAUUGCGAGCAUCAAUGAGAUAAUCAACCGCCGAGAGAUUGAAGAGAGGAACCAGGAAGUCGGCAAAUGGCUUACUGGCAACCUCGAUGAGACUAUCCCCCCAGACAAGCCAUCCCCCGGGGACAUCAGCGCUGCAGAAGAGCAGAGCCGUAACAGCAACGACGGCAUACCCCUUGGUGAUCAGACUGAGAACAAAUACAUUCCCGGCCAAACCUAUUAUUCCCCCAAUGGGGCUGGACAGAUGUCGGACGAGGACUAUGACAUUAUCUAUGCCAAUCGCGGGUGGGCUGAUGCUCCCAUUCUUCACUCCAUUAGAAGUGGUGGCCAGAGCCGCCAUCAACCCCAGAGCUCACAGGCUGCCAUUGACCGCUUUGAGAGAAUGUGCCGUGACAACGAUUCCAUCAUCUCCCGAGCCGCAACCUGGGGCACUCGUCGGCGUAGCUUGCCUAGCGUCGUCGACCUCGACCUCGACAUCGAGGGCGUCACCAGCGGUAACUUCUUGAAGAAGCUCUCCAUCAGUCGAGGUGGUGAUAAGAGCAACAGAUCCGGCAGUCUCCUGAAAGAUCUUCGCGGCCUCGUCCGGCGCCCCAGCGGUUCUCAUAUGCGCAAGCGCUCUCGCAGUAGACAAGGUGAGGCUCUAGUUGAGCAAGUAGAGCCUCCGCCAACCCAGAAUAAGCGUGACAGCAUGCCGCACCUGUCUCCCAUGUCGCGCACGUCCAGUUGGGGCAAGAAGCAUCAGACCCCCAGCAUCAAUACCGCUUUAGUCUCAAUGGGCCAGAACUUUGCUUCCAUUGGCACCACGCACUCACGCUCUGGAUCUAUCAGCACUAUCCCGUCCGCGCCCUCUAAAGGUCCCCUGUCCGGCCUCAGUGUCAGGAACUCUUUGAGGCGACCACGAAGCAAAUCAGACUUGCCCAAGCCAUCACCCUCCUCUUCUUCCAACAAUAACAACAACAACGAUGGUGCUCAUUCCAGCCUUGCUGACAUGUGGAGGAAAUCUGGUGGGCCACCUGUGGCGAUUCUCAGACAGCCUCCCGUCGAUCCAGACGAGGACGAUGACGACGAUGACGAUUUCUACGAAGAUAACGACAUGAAGAUGAACCCCAACAUUAUUGACGACAUCGCCCCCAACUUUGCCGGCUUUCAACAGCAUAUCCAGACCUUGAACCCCGGGCUACCGCCAGCCCAUAGCUACCUUGUAGAUCGCAUUGCCCACCAGCAAAUUAUUAGAUACAAGCAGCUGCUGAACAACAAAGUCAAACAUCUUGGCCUCGGCGCCAACUGCCCUUGCGGCUCUCUCUGCUUAGCACUGGGCGGCUCAGCCAAUGUUCUGAGCGGAAAGGGAGGAGAUAGCAACGGCAACAGGGGAUUGGACACCUUGUCGGCUCACUACGACGAUGACGACGAUGUCACGCCGACCGAAGGCGCCAUCAAUCAGGAAAGUUUCCCCACCGACAUCCCCAUGCCGCCUACUCAGCACCUACCGGCCGAGUUCGAAUGCCAAUUAUGCUAUCAGAAGAAGAGAUUCCUCAAGCCAUCCGACUGGACCAAGCACGUGCACGAAGACGUGCAACCCUUCACGUGCACGUGGGACAAGUGUCGGGAUCCCAAGAUCUUCAAGCGCAAGGCCGACUGGGUCCGUCAUGAAAACGAGGGCCAUCGCCAUUUGGAGUGGUGGACGUGCGAUGUCGAAGAUUGCCGGCACACAUGCUAUCGCCGCGACAAUUUCCUGCAGCACCUUGUUCGCGAGCACAAGUUCCAGGAGCCCAAGGUGAAGACCAAGGCAGCCAUGAAGAAGGCUGGUGCGAUUGAUCCGACGUGGCACAAGGUUGAGCAGUGUCAUGUGGAAACAAGCAAGCAGCCACACGAGGAAGCGUGCAGGUUCUGCGGCAAGGUCUUUCCGACGUGGAAGAAGUUGACUGUCCACCUGGCCAAGCAUAUGGAGCAAAUCUCGCUUCCUGUGUUGCGCUUGGUGGCCGCCAAGGCAAAGGAACUGGCUGCGGAUACCAUCAUCAGCCCGGUCCAGGAUCCUCCUCCACGACAUGACAUACCACUCAUGCAAGAACAGAAAUCACCUGCCGCCAUCCGGUAUCCAGACAACGGCCAGCAGCAACACCAGCUGUCCCCGGCGCCACCAAUGGCUCCUCCUCAGCAACAGCAGCAGGCAAUGCAGUAUGCGCAAACUCCAAACCAGUUCUAUCCCUUGAUGCCUCCGGGACAACCGUAUCAGCCGUUCUAUUCCCCUCCCCAAUUCGAAAGCAUAGGCCAAAGCCUGCACUCGACCCAGUCAAUGGCCCCUAGCCCACUAGCCUAUGACCCCGGCCGGCGGGUUCAGGACCUGCCCGUCACUUCGGCUCCGUAUGUGCAGGGGUCACAUCCGUAUGCCACCAUGACAAUGGCAAAUGAGGUGGAGCCAUUCCCACCCCUGAAUGCGCUUGGUCUGCAGAACAUGGCAUACGACAACAUGAUGGACCCUUCAAGUGUGCACGGCAGCCCGUUUAGCGGACAUGAAACAUUAUCGACUUAUUCCCAUUCUCCUCAUCAAGGCGCUAUUCAUCUAGAUACUACCAAGGGCUGGGAUGAUAGACAUUCGUCUGGGUAUUUUUGA
This is a messenger RNA of Trichoderma virens Gv29-8, 3558 nucleotides long. RefSeq lists its product as uncharacterized. The transcript is spliced from 3 exons. The record is from RefSeq and is a predicted model, not a curated record. Lineage: Eukaryota; Fungi; Ascomycota; Sordariomycetes; Hypocreales; Hypocreaceae. The coding region runs from base 1 to 3558 and encodes 1185 amino acids.